AUGCCAGAACAAGGCCCCAGAAUGAACGGUUUCUCUCUGGGCGAGCUGUGCUGGCUGUUCUGCUGCCCGCCCUGCCCCAGCCGCAUCGCUGCCAAGCUGGCCUUCCUGCCCCCGGAGCCCACGUACACCGUGCUGCAGCCCGAGCAGCAGCCGGAGCCCGGGGCGGCGGCCGGGGCGGGCACCCCCACGGGAUCGGGCACCUGCAGCCUGCACCUGAGCGAGCGGGCCGACUGGCAGUAUUCCCAGCGGGAACUGGAUGCCGUGGAAGUGUUCUUCUCCCGCACGGCCCGAGAUAACAGGCUGGGCUGCAUGUUCGUUCGCUGUGCCCCCACUGGCCGGUACACGCUGCUCUUCUCGCACGGUAAUGCUGUGGACCUGGGCCAGAUGUGCAGCUUCUACAUUGGCCUUGGCUCCCGCAUCAACUGCAACGUCUUCUCCUAUGACUACUCCGGCUACGGGGUGAGCACCGGCAAGCCUUCUGAGAAAAACCUGUAUGCAGACAUUGAUGCAGCCUGGCAGGCCCUCAGGACAAGGUAUGGUGUCAGUCCUGAGAACAUUAUCCUGUAUGGCCAGAGCAUUGGUACUGUCCCUACAGUAGACCUGGCAUCUCGGUACGAGUGUGCAGCUGUGAUCCUCCAUUCUCCCCUGAUGUCUGGAUUACGGGUAGCUUUUCCUGACACCAGGAAAACCUAUUGCUUUGAUGCUUUCCCAAGCAUUGACAAGAUCUCUAAAGUGACCUCUCCUGUGCUGGUGAUCCAUGGUACUGAAGAUGAGGUGAUCGAUUUCUCCCAUGGCCUGGCCAUGUACGAGCGAUGUCCACGAGCAGUGGAGCCCCUCUGGGUGGAAGGGGCUGGCCAUAAUGACAUAGAGCUUUAUGCACAGUACUUAGAGAGACUAAAACAGUUCAUAUCUCAUGAACUUCCCAACUCCUGAAGAAGCCUACCUGAUUUUACCUCAGUUACUGUGAACGGAAGAAAUUACCUGGUUUUGCACAUGCUUUAACUGGAUAGCUGUAAUAGCUUUAUACUAUGAAGAAAUACCCUGUCUUGAGGGUGUUCUAAUCAAACAUCUGAUGAAAUUUGUCUUUUCUAUCUGGAAAUGAUUCUACUAAUGCACACAAAUAUGGUCAACUACUGUAAUUCCAACAAUUUUUAGCUUCAUUGCCCUGAAGGAAGUGGGAAUCCUAACUGCUUAUGGGGACACUUUUUACCUAGUGCUGUAUUAAUUGAAGAUCAGUUUUCUCUGUCUCACUUCAUUUAUAAUUCUGUCCUACAAAGACUUUUUCCCUACCGUGUUCUCAGAGUGGAGAACACAACUGUUAUGAGCUACAGCUUGUUCUGAACAAUCAUGGGUUCAGUCUAAGGGAGUACUUUCUCUGUGAAGUUUCUAGCUGUGGUAUUGUAACUGGAAAGUUAUUGUGAUGAAGUUCCCCCUCCUCCCUUCUAGUGUUCUUUUGUUAACUUACUGAUCUUCCCAAGUAAAUUAUUUAAAUAUACUUCUACCUGAAAAUAAACAAACUACUAUAUGGGGCUAAACUCUGUAACGACCUCUCCAUUACUUGUAUAAACAUAACUGGAAUAUUCUUAAAGGAUCUAGGGACAAAACUGCUUUUGUUUAAAAAUAAAUGUGUAAAUUUACUACUAGAUAACUCAUUUUAAUAUUCAGAUUGUCUGAAUAAUAGCCAUAACAGACAUUUCCUUCUGUAAAGCAUUCCUGUAGACUUUUUAAAAGUACUGUACAUAUUUGAAUUUACAUUGUGCAUAGAUUCUUAAUUGGUAGUUUUAAUUUAAGUCUAGUUACAAUAAACUGCAAAAUUCUGGUUUGUAUAUGAUUGAAUACAUUUUGUUAAAAUAUGUUUUUAUCCCUAUAUUAUUUUGCUAUUAAAGUUUUAUAAAGUUUCCAGGACAAAAAAAAAUUUACACAUUUAUGUUUUGAUGAAUUAUGUAACUAAAUUUUCAUUGAGCUGAUCUUUUUAGUUUAGAAGUAAUUUGAUUCUUUGACACUGGAAUCGCACAGAUUAUGCAUCAGAAAUGCAAAACACUUAAAAAUUGUUAACACUACUAGGAUAGGUCUAAUUUUUCCAAAUUUAAAGGCCUUAAAUGUACUGUAAGCCUCAGAUUGUUGUAUAAAUUGAUCGCGAUUGA
Messenger RNA from Cinclus cinclus, 2144 nucleotides. It is a transcript of the gene ABHD17C, whose product is annotated as abhydrolase domain containing 17C, depalmitoylase. Gene Ontology annotation, molecular function: palmitoyl-(protein) hydrolase activity. NCBI's taxonomy places the organism in Eukaryota, Metazoa, Chordata, Aves, Passeriformes, Cinclidae. The coding region runs from base 1 to 933 and encodes 310 amino acids. Gene Ontology annotation, cellular component: plasma membrane; endosome membrane. The record is from RefSeq and is a predicted model, not a curated record. The transcript has 3 exons. Gene Ontology annotation, biological process: protein depalmitoylation.